Brassica oleracea var. oleracea is the source of this 499-nucleotide messenger RNA. Its product is annotated as elongation factor 2-like. NCBI's taxonomy places the organism in Eukaryota, Viridiplantae, Streptophyta, Magnoliopsida, Brassicales, Brassicaceae. Gene Ontology annotation, cellular component: cytosol; ribonucleoprotein complex. Gene Ontology annotation, biological process: translational elongation. The record is from RefSeq and is a predicted model, not a curated record. Gene Ontology annotation, molecular function: GTP binding; GTPase activity; translation elongation factor activity.
GUGCUGAAUCAGAAGCGUGGACACGUCUUUGAGGAGAUGCAGAGGCCAGGAACACCCCUGUACAACAUCAAGGCGUACCUGCCAGUUGUUGAGUCAUUUGGAUUCUCGAGUCAGCUUAGAGCAGCAACCUCAGGACAGGCCUUCCCUCAGUGUGUGUUUGAUCAUUGGGAGAUGAUGAUGUCUGACCCAUUGGAGGCAGGAUCGCAGGCCUCAACGCUUGUGACUGACAUCAGGAAGAGAAAGGGUAUGAAGGAACAGAUGACUCCCUUGUCUGAUUUUGAAGACAAGCUGUAAGCAGCCAGCCAACAAGACUACUCGCUAUGGUCACCCCUUUCUCUCUAUCUCUACCGUAUUUUGUUUUCUGUUUUAAUGUUAUGACUUUAUCUGUGUUGCCACAUCCUCUUGAAAUACUCUUUUGAAGUUGAGAAAACUAGUUUAUCUCUGUGUGUUCGCAUGUAUUUUACUCUUUGCAUUCUCUUUUACUCUUUGCAUUCUCUUU